Messenger RNA from Meyerozyma guilliermondii ATCC 6260, 1269 nucleotides. RefSeq lists its product as uncharacterized. Gene Ontology annotation, cellular component: nucleus; cytosol. The record is from RefSeq and is a predicted model, not a curated record. Gene Ontology annotation, molecular function: mRNA 5'-diphosphatase activity. Bases 1 to 1269 code for a protein of 422 amino acids. The transcript has a single exon. Gene Ontology annotation, biological process: nuclear-transcribed mRNA catabolic process; NAD-cap decapping. NCBI's taxonomy places the organism in Eukaryota, Fungi, Ascomycota, Pichiomycetes, Serinales, Debaryomycetaceae.
AUGCCAGCUCAAUGGGAAAAUGUAGAGGAAUUCUUAGCGCACUGCUGUGAGCACAACGAAAUAGAUUUGGACUAUGUUCGGUCAGACAAUUUCUAUAACAUGCUACGCCAGUGCGACUGGCUGAAGGAGCCAUUAUAUGAAGCACUUUAUUAUUCGAGAACCCCAUCGUUGGAAAUCAAAUUAAAUCGCUCUCUGGCAAAGACCUGGGUCAUGGAUGAAAGACUAUUUAUCGCACAUAAAGCUACCAACACUUGGAGAACUCGAAAGUUUCCAAUUGAUCUUGGAAGAGGCCAUGCGAAGUUUCAGGAUAACCAUCUGAAGGAGAUGCUGCUAGAAGAGGAUGCGCAAAGAGGAACAAAGUAUACUGCGCUCGCAAACUCUGAGAGGAAUGGCGUAAAAAUUCAGGCUGAUAUUGUCGCUACCCGCUCAACUUUGGUAAACCUCAUGAUGUCAGGAAUAGACAGUACCAAGGCCCUGACGUGGAUAUACGCUGUUAAUGACCAGCUCUUUUUGGAAGACGACAAGAAAGGAACUCCUUUCAACAAUCCAUCUGUAAUGACAGGACCCAAUUUCGAGCAAUUGAUGACGGUUAGGCAGAAAAUGGUCAAUGGCAGAUUCUGCUUUGAGUGGCCUAAAAACAGCAAUGAGAAGUACUAUACUUUGGUACGACAUUCAUGUUCGCUGCUGAAUGAUUCCAUAUUAGUAGCAUGCGAGAUUGAUGCAGUAAGGCCGCUAGAAGGCAUAGAUUUGAAACCCAGUCUGAACGAAACAUUUGGCCUUGACGAUCCAGUCAAAAAUUUAGAACGAUACGUUGAAUUUAAGGCGAGAGUACAGUGGAAUUCUGGCUUGAAAAAUUUUCAUCCUGCCCUCAUUCAGUGUCAAUUGGCUGGUACACCAACACUCGUUGUUGGUCUCAAAGAUAAACUCAAGUUAACUUCAGUUAAAGAGUGGGAUGUUAACAAGGUACUUUCUGGAGGCAUGAAGCGUCUUGAGAAAUGGUUUUUGGAUCGCUGGUUGAUCUUUUUGGUUCGUUUCAUCAAGGGCUGUAUUCUGAAAAAGCGCAAUGGAAAACUUCAAUCAUUCUGCUUUGAUGUCGAGGGUUCAAAGCUUGUAAUGCGAGAACUUACAAGACCCCGACUACACUUUGAAGCCGCCCUCACAAGCGAUUUCCUCAAAUGGAGAGAAGAACACCCACAAAGAGCUCUCGACGAUCAGUUGGCGAAAUUGCUUGGCCCUCUCAGUAUUAAAGACAAGACUAUCGUGUCGUAA